Pochonia chlamydosporia 170 is the source of this 1599-nucleotide messenger RNA. RefSeq names its product cystathionine gamma-synthase. Lineage: Eukaryota; Fungi; Ascomycota; Sordariomycetes; Hypocreales; Clavicipitaceae. The transcript has a single exon. The record is from RefSeq and is a predicted model, not a curated record. Bases 1 to 1599 code for a protein of 532 amino acids. Gene Ontology annotation, molecular function: cystathionine gamma-synthase activity; pyridoxal phosphate binding. Gene Ontology annotation, biological process: transsulfuration.
AUGUUGUUCCCUACCCGGGCGUCUGCCCAUCGGUGCAUCAGCUUCGUCUUGCGUUCACAGUCAAACCUCCUCGAGAAAUUGAGCACUGUCGAGCUUACGUUGGAUACAUCGAAAAUGCUCUCACCUCUACUCAAGAAACUUGCCCCCACAGUUGUCGCUGUACUGUUACCUGAAGCAGCAUUCCCGCUUGCCAAACAGUAUUGGCAACACACUGGAGACGGCAUUUCUAGUCGACGGGCCGAGUUCUGUCACGACCUGCUGAAAGAUGGGCUGUUCAGGCGUACCGACUUGAAUGAAACCCUCUGUGAGGCAUCAACAAGGGCCAACCGAGCACCAAAACGAUAUCAACGUGACAGGGUCAACACUGAUUCAAAAGACGCUUUGGGCCACGGGGUUCCGGCACCAGAUAACACUGAAGAAUCGCAAGAGAGCUCGCGCUUUCUAGAAGAACGAUUUGGGAGGAACUUAGAUCUCUCCCUCGUGGAGCGUGCAAAAUCCGCCAUCCGAAGACGAAUCGCUGGAUGUAUCGGGCAAGACAUCGACGUGCUCUGUGAUACACUGCCUAGCAUGGCUUCAAACUCCCGUGGCCUGCGAGAUUUGCAUGAAGAUGAUGUGUAUUUGUUUCCAGCCGGAAUGAAUGCAAUUUUCAAUGCACACAGGGCCCUUCUCUCCGCCAGAGGCCAAAUGAAAAGCGUGAACUUCGGAUUUCCCUACGUUGACACACUGAAAAUAUUGCAAAAAUUUGGCCCCGGGUGCGAGUUCUUUGGUCAUGCCUCGUCCUCUGACCUAGACAAAUUUGAGGCGCUACUGAAGGACGGCCAUCGUUUUCUGGCACUGUUUUGCGAGUUUCCAGGAAACCCUCUUUUGAUAUCCCCCGACCUCAAAAGAAUUCGUCGGCUGGCCGAUGAAUACGAUUUUGCAGUCGUUGUAGACGAAACUAUCGGGACUUUUGCAAAUGUCAAUGUUCUCCCAGCUGCCGAUAUUGUUGUCAGUAGCCUAACAAAGAUAUUCUCAGGAGACUCCAACGUGAUGGGAGGAAGUGCCAUUCUGAAUCCGAGCAGUAGAUACUACGGACAAGUCAAAAAGGCGAUGAGCGACAUAUAUGAGGAUACGUACUGGCCGGAGGAUGCAGUGUUCAUGGAAAGAAACAGUCGAGACUUUUUGAACAGGGUGGAUCGAAUAAACGCCAACGCGGAAGCUAUAUGUGCUACACUAAAAAAGCACUCAAGCGUCAGGGAUGUAUUUUAUCCAAAAUAUAACCCGUCUAAGCACCAUUACGACGAGUACAGGAUACCGAAUAGAGGGUAUGGUGGUCUGCUCUCUAUUGUCUUCCAUUCUAGGCAGCAGGCAGAAGCAUUCUACGACUCCAUGGAAAUUGCCAAAGGGCCGAGCCUCGGAACUAAUUUCACGUUGUGUAGCCCAUACGUUCUACUAGCGCACUAUCAAGAACUUCCAUGGGCAGCUGAAUUUGGUGUCGCCGAGGAUUUGGUUCGCAUCAGUGUGGGCUUGGAAGAUACGGCGAUACUCCAAAACACCUUUCACAGAGCAUUAGGAGCUACUGAAACACUGCCAAAGACCGAUCAGGGCUGUAGUACAUAG